Molecule: messenger RNA, 774 nt
Organism: Magnolia sinica
Lineage: Eukaryota; Viridiplantae; Streptophyta; Magnoliopsida; Magnoliales; Magnoliaceae
Product: protein POOR HOMOLOGOUS SYNAPSIS 1-like
Exons: 6
Coding region: 6-284 (92 amino acids)
Source: RefSeq, a predicted model, not a curated record
CCAAGAUGCCUGUUUCAAGAGUUGAUAGUGAGCAGCUUAAGUGUUCUCAGCAGCCAUUACUUGACAACAACUUCGGAACUAUUUUCUCAGCUUUGCCUCCUAGCUUCACUAAACUAUUGACUGGCUGUUUGACUGAACAUGAGAACAAUGAGCCACCAAAGGUGCCUGAAGAAAUUGAUAUGAUGUCCCAAGUCACGAGAUGCAUAUCGGAUUCUUCUUUUCAUGAUUUUAUGACUAGAGUAGAUAUGGUCAUUGAUGAAUUGGGAGGUGAUAUGACAAUCUAAUCGUCUCCAAAUCACACACAGUUACAACAAAGUGGGUUGCUUAAAAGGGAUGAUCACACGGAUCGCUUUUUCCGAAUCCUCAUGGUUGUGAGUUUGUUGUAUAUGAAGUUCGAUCAAUAAUGGUAACUCCCUCUCCUUUUUGUUGCAUUGUAAAAACAAAUGCAUUUGCUUGGUUUGCUGGUUGUAGGUGGUUUAGCUGGAAAUCAUAUCUACUUUGCAAACCAUGUCGAGAUUUCUGGAGGUAAGCAGGCACGGUCAUUGUGGAUGGGGCAUCCUGUAAUUGACAACCCGUGCACAUUACAAUACUAGCCGUGUAUAUAACAUGUUCCCCCAUUUUAACAAUGGAAAUGUGGAAUUUGUUGCUGUAAUUUUUUGUUUGAUUCAAAUCAAACUCCUUCCAUCUCAUGACUUAGUUGGGAUUCUUGUGCAGAUAAUGGAAUAUAUACGUGUCUUUUAAUGGAUGUUGUGAAAUGAGGUUUGUUCAUGGAUC